AAUGACAAGGUUGAGCGCGCCGACAGCAUUUCGUCGUUAUUUUUUCUCUACUUUAGACACCGCUCAGGAUAUAUCGGGCAGCAGUGAGUUGGUGUAAUAGUCACUAAUGGGUAUUAUUUUCUGAGCUUACCCAUAAAAUCGCGCAUAUCGGAUCAUCUUGAUGGGCCCGUUAGGUUCUCCAGUCAAUAAUUUUGUUUCAGAAAUGCUGUCUGCCAAUUUCUUUCAACAGUUGACCUGUUGUUCGGAGCUGUUGGCCAGAUGUGGAUUGUUGUCCUCUGGAACAGAAGAGCUGCAUUUAAUCUCACGGAUGAUGUUAUAAUUAUUCAGGUUCUUUUGGAUACAUUUGAUUUCCUGGAUCAUACAAGAACAUUCGAGCAAGUCAACACCGAGGUGACCGGGACAUUGGAGGGAAAAACAAACAGAGUAGCUAUACUGUAUAUUCCUCUCACUGGGCUGGGAAUAACUCCAGACAAUGCUUCAGUGUGCCAGCUGCGAAAAGCCUAUUCUUGAUAGGUUCUUGCUCAAAGUUUUGGACAGACCAUGGCACAUCAAAUGUGUCCAGUGCUGCGAAUGUAAAUGCAGUUUGACAGACAAGUGUUUUUCACGAGAAGGGAAACUGUACUGUAAGAAUGACUUCUUUCGGAGAUUUGGGACCAAGUGUGGAGGUUGCGCCCAGGGGAUUUUACCCAGUGAUCUCGUCCGCAGAGCCAAGAGCAAAGUGUUUCACCUGAACUGUUUCACCUGUGUGAUGUGCAACAAGCAGCUGUCCACCGGAGAGGAACUGUACAUCCUGGAUGAAUUCAAGUUCGUUUGUAAAGAGGACUAUCAAAACAACAACGGGAAGGACACCAUCCUGCUUUCAGUCACUACAUGCAGCGACCCCAGUCUGUCUCCAGACUCCCAAGACCCGCAGGACGACGGGAAGGACUCUGAAACUGGACAUUUGUCUGACAAAGACGUGUGCAACAACGAGAAUGACGAGCAGAGCGCCGUCGGGAAGAGACGCGGGCCUCGGACCACCAUAAAAGCCAAACAGCUGGAGACCCUGAAAGCGGCUUUCACGGCCACACCGAAACCCACCAGACACAUCCGAGAGCAGCUUUCACGGGAGACCGGCCUCAGCAUGAGAGUCAUCCAGGUUUGGUUUCAAAAUCGGAGGUCUAAAGAGAGACGCAUGAAGCAGCUGAGCGCGCUGAGCGCCCGGAGACACGUGUUCUUCCGCAGCCCGAGGAGGAUGAGAGCGCUGGGAGAGAGAGUAGAGACAGGAGAGAUUGGCCACUUUUCUUAUUAUGGAGAUUAUCCUGGUGAAUACUAUGGCUCAGGAGGGAAUUAUGAAUACUUCCAAGGCCCACCUUCAUCCCAGGCUCAGACACCAGCAGACUUGGGCUUUGUGCCCUCCUCUGUCCCCGCUGGUACCCCAUUAGGAGCCCUGGACCACCACCAUCCAGGGCACCACUGUCCUGGCGAGGUGCAGUGUUUCUCUGACACAGUAUCUCACCAUCCUGCGGACUCACCUAGUCCAGAGCCUAAUGGACCAGGCUCAAUGCACAGCAUCUCCAGUGAGAUGUGUGGUCCCAGCACACCCUUCACUACUUUGUCUCUCAGUGACAAUGGAUACACCAACCAGCUGUCACAACCCUCCUCAGACAUGAGCGAAGGCACUGUGUGGUAACGCAGCUGACACUGAACUACAGUACAAGGCACACUUGGAUUUUGAAGGCAAAUCAAUGCUUUUUUUUUGUUUGUUUUU
This is a messenger RNA of Thunnus maccoyii (southern bluefin tuna), 1750 nucleotides long. Its product is annotated as LIM/homeobox protein Lhx1-like. Gene Ontology annotation, molecular function: DNA-binding transcription factor activity, RNA polymerase II-specific; RNA polymerase II transcription regulatory region sequence-specific DNA binding. The transcript is spliced from 5 exons. Bases 473 to 1672 code for a protein of 399 amino acids. NCBI's taxonomy places the organism in Eukaryota, Metazoa, Chordata, Actinopteri, Scombriformes, Scombridae. Gene Ontology annotation, biological process: regulation of transcription by RNA polymerase II; neuron differentiation. Gene Ontology annotation, cellular component: nucleus. The record is from RefSeq and is a predicted model, not a curated record.